Molecule: messenger RNA, 2997 nt
Organism: Caenorhabditis bovis
Lineage: Eukaryota; Metazoa; Nematoda; Chromadorea; Rhabditida; Rhabditidae
Source: the annotation of a GenBank genome assembly
AUGCCUGUUGAUACGAAAGGUGUGAUGUUCUUCACACCCGAUCAUCAGGAUGAUGAGGAGGAGACGUCGUCGUCAUCUCCCGAUGUUGCUAAAAAGGUGGAUAUAAACAAGGAGAAAUCCAAUUUGACGAUGAAGCUGAAGACGUGCAGCUCGACGGAGACCAUUGUCGCGCCGUCAAUGGCUGCGAGAGCCAGAUCUUUCAAUAUGACAGAAGUCGAUUAUUCGCUGGCAGGAAUCGCUAGUAGUUUUACCCCGGUUCCUUCGUUUAGUCUUGAACAUUCAAGUAAAGAAAAAUCCUCUGAAGAUAAUUCGAAACCAGUAACAGAGCCAUCAGAAAGUUUGAUACCUCAGGAAACAAAAAAAGAUGAACAGAAGAAGCGAAGUUCGAGUAAAUUGUCUGAAAUGGAUUCGCCGAGUCCAAAGCGACGCCAGAAGAAUUCGUCGGAGAUUUCGGAUCCGCCUAGCGAGUUUUUCAGAGCGCAAAAAAAAUUGAUAGAAAAGAAAAAGAAAGAGCAGAAGAAAAAUAAAAGCAAUAGUGUGAUGUCAUCGAAUACAGCGAGCGAUAGUGGCUCGACGUCGAUUGAAACGCCGAUUCCGAAGAAGGACACGACGAAGAGGAGGAAGAAGAAGAAACGACAAUCGAAGGAAACGCGAACAAGCAAGCCAAAAAGUACGGAAAAGACGAAAUCGGUAACACCUUCGGCGACGACGACACCCGAGAAAGAAAAAGAAUCGAAGGAAAAAUCAAAGAAAAAGACCGUGGAUAGCGAAGUUUUCGAUACUGGGCCUUUUAAGCCCAACUAUGCGAUGACUGGAAUUGCUGAUCAUUCUACGAGCUCGCCGUUCGAGCUGUCGACAACACCCAUUGAGGUUCAUGAGAGUAGAAAACACAAAACGAUUGAGAUCAAUAACAGAGCUCGAUUGGAAUCGCAAAAUGAUCCCGGAUGUCUGUCACCGUCGUCGUUGAAAUCGGUUCUGGAUGAGAUUCAGAAUGAGCCGAGAUGCAAAUCGCCUCAACAACUCGAUUUGCACACGUUCCGUGAUGCGGUCGACGUCAAUUAUCAGCGAAUGGCAAUCACUGGAGAGGAGCUCAGUGGUGUACCAUUGGAAGACUUGAAGACGGCGUCGACACAUUUGAUCGAAGCCCUUCAUCUUCGCGACAAGUACAUGGCGAGAAUUGGCAAUCAAUUCCCAUCAACGACUCAUAAUUUCUUGACCGGAUAUUAUCCGGAUAAUUUGCCAAAAUAUCGUGUCAAGAAUACCGAGACAACUGUUCAAACGUCGUUCAAUCCACCUGAUCCGCCAAAGGAUCAUUGGGGGAAGAGUGAUCCGUUGCCGGAAUUUGAGAAGAAAUACGUUUUGAAGCGCAAUCGUGGUGUUGUCGAGGUUUGCAAUGAGAAUGGCGAAAUUGAUGAGGAGUUUAAACCAUUCUACGCGACCAAAGAGGAGUUUUUGAAUGAUACUGAGAAGCUCACUGCGAUGAUUGUCGAUGGGCCAUUAAAGUCUUUCUGUUUCCGACGCCUCUCCUACUUGCAGAACAAGUUUCAGCUCCAUGUGUUGCUCAAUGAGCUUCGUGAGCUUCACGAGCAGAAAGGCGUUUCACAUCGUGAUUUCUACAAUAUUCGCAAAGUCGAUACUCACAUUCACGCCGCUUCUUCCAUGAAUCAGAAGCACUUGUUGCGUUUCAUAAAGAAGAAGAUCAAGACGGAAGCGAAUACGGUGGUUCUUGAGAAUAAUGGGCAGAAAGUGACGAUGCGUGAAGUGUUCAAGAAGAUGGGAAUUGAUGCGUAUGAUUUGUCUGUCGACAUGCUCGACGUGCAUGCCGAUCGCAACACAUUCCAUCGAUUCGACAAGUUCAACACGAAAUAUAAUCCGGUCGGCGAGUCGACACUUCGCGAGAUUUUCAUCAAAACUGACAAUUAUGUUGGCGGAAAAUAUUUUGCCGAUUUGUUGAAGGAGGUGCUCUCUGAUUUGGAAGAGAGUAAGUAUCAACACGCCGAACCGCGUUUGUCGAUUUACGGGCGCAGCAAAGAUGAAUGGGAUAAGUUGGCAAAAUGGGCGAUCACUCAUGAUGUGUGGAGCCCGAAUGCGAGAUGGCUCAUUCAGAUUCCGCGUCUUUAUGAUAUCUAUCGCGCUAAGAAAAUGGUGAACAGUUUUGACGAGCUUCUCGAAAACAUCUUCACGCCAUUGUUUGAAGUCACCAAUGAUCCGAAAUCGCAUCCUGAUCUUCAUUUGUUCUUGAAACAGGUUUCUGCGAUUGAUUCCGUCGACGAUGAGAGCAAACACGAGUUUGUCCAUUUUGACCGCUCGACACCUUGUCCAAAGGAUUACACCGAUCUUGAGAAUCCGCCAUACAAUUAUUAUUUGUACUACAUGUACGCGAAUAUUUGUGCGCUAAAUGCGUUGAGGAGAGCUCGUGGAAUGAACACAUUCGCGUUGAGGCCGCAUUGUGGCGAAGCUGGUCAUGUUUCGCACCUUCUCACCGGUUAUCUUACCAGCGAGAGCAUUGCCCACGGAAUUCUCCUUCGUAAGGUGCCCGUCUUGCAAUAUUUGUUCUACUUGACACAAAUGGGAAUCGCCAUGUCGCCGUUGUCGAACAACUCAUUGUUCAUCAGCUAUCAGCGAAAUCCGCUGCCGGAAUACUUGCAAAAGGGUUUGAAUGUUUCCCUUUCCACCGAUGAUCCUCUUCAGUUCCAUUAUACCAAGGAAGCAUUGAUGGAAGAAUAUUCGAUCGCCGCGCAAGUAUGGAAGCUUAGCUCAUGUGAUAUGUGCGAAUUAGCUCGGAACAGUGUCUUGCAGAGUGGGUUUGAGGAUAAGGUUGGUGUCAAAAUUCAUUGGCUCGGACCAAACUACAAAGAGGAAGGUGUUCUUGGAAACGACAUUCAUCGCACCAAUGUGCCCGAUAUUCGGGUGAGCUUCCGCCAUGAAGCUCUCGUCGAUGAACUAUACAACUUGUUCCGUGUUCAUCAAAUUGCGAAACCCGCUAUCCAUCAAUAA